ACCUUCAAACGUUUUCCUUAUCAGUAGGAAAUCGUUCAACUUCAGACCAUUUCCGUCUCCGCGCCUGCUCACUGCAUUUACAACCCUUUGCAGCGUUAAUAUCCACGAGAAAUUCACUCAUGGCUGUGAAGUUUCAGCUGUGCUUGUUGCUGUUGAUUACUUUGAUGGACACUGCGUACGCUGGGAAGAACCCAUUUUCAAGUCUUUCAAGGUGUGACUGGCCAAAAGGAGUCUGCGUAUAUUAUAGAGAUUCUUGUCCACCAGACAUACCGCACCCAUGCCCAGGAUAUUACUGUCCUCUGUCCACAAACAAAUGCUGCUGCCGACAACCAGUACCUCCACCACCACCUCCCGACCGAUGUGACUGGCCAUAUGGUGUCUGCGCAUAUAUUGACGAUCCUUGCCCACCAGAUAUACCUUAUGACUGCCGCAAAAAGUAUUACUGCCCAAUUACGACAAACAAAUGUUGCUGCCGGAGUCCAUGAUACGAGCUGAUGAUGACUCGCCAAACACUGCUGCUUCCGAAAAAAAAAAAAAAGAAAGAAAAUCGAU
Messenger RNA from Orbicella faveolata, 552 nucleotides. Its product is annotated as small cysteine-rich protein 5-like. Lineage: Eukaryota; Metazoa; Cnidaria; Anthozoa; Scleractinia; Merulinidae. The record is from RefSeq and is a predicted model, not a curated record.